Lathyrus sativus (Indian pea) is the source of this 1344-nucleotide messenger RNA. The record is from the annotation of a GenBank genome assembly. Lineage: Eukaryota; Viridiplantae; Streptophyta; Magnoliopsida; Fabales; Fabaceae.
AUGGGUGCUUCUGGAAAAUGGGUGAAAGCAUUAAUCGGACUCAAAAAACACGACAAAGAUGAACAACAUGUGAAGGAGGGUGUGAAGAGUAAGAAAUGGAGGUUAUGGAGAAGUUCAUCUGGUGAUAACGCUUCCUGGAAAGGCUUUAAAGGUAACAACCAUCACAAAGCAGUUUCUGAAGGUUCUGAAUCUCCAACUGCAGCAGAAGCUUACACCGCCGCUGUAGCCACCGUUGUUAGAGCUCAACCUAAGGAUUUUCGACUCGUUAGGCAAGAAUGGGCUGCUAUCAGAAUCCAAACCACCUUCCGUGCCUUCUUGGCAAGAAGGGCUUUGAGGGCUUUGAAGGCGGUGGUGAGGAUUCAAGCUCUAGUUAGGGGUAGGCAAGUGAGGAAGCAAGCUGCCGUGACAUUGAGGUGCAUGCAGGCGUUGGUUCGUGUUCAGGCCCGAGUGAGGGCUCGUCGAGUGAGGAUGUCUAUGGAGGGACAAGCCGUGCAGAAUAUGCUUAAUGAGCGGCGGACAAAGCUUGAACUUUUGAAGGAUGCUGAGGAAGGGUGGUGUGAUAGUAUUGGAACAUUGGAAGAUGUGAAAUCGAAAAUUCAAAUGAGGCAAGAAGGAGCUUUCAAAAGAGAGAGAGCACUUGCAUACUCUCUUGCUCAGAAGCAGCAAUGUAGGCCAACUUCAAGCACUAAUUCAAAUACAACCGCCUCGUUUUCCUCUCUCAAGAAUCCCGAGAUGAACAAAGCUAACGGAGGAUGGAGUUGGUUAGAAAGAUGGAUGGCAGCCAAGCCUUGGGAGACAAGAUUGAUGGAACAAUCUCAUGCUGAAAGCUUAGAUAAAACACCUCCACCACCUCCGAAGAAAUUUGCGGAUCCCUUUGUAAGCUCUAAUUCAAAACCAUGCUCGGUCAAUAUCAAGAAGAACAAUGUUACAACAAGGAUUUCUGCGAAGCCUCCUCCCCACAUUGGACAAGCUACUCGUUCGUCCUCAAGUCCAAGUUCCGAGUUUCGGUAUGAUGAGAGUUCUGCAUCAUCUUCUAUCUGUACAUCCGCAACACCAAUGUCAGGGAACACUUACGAAAGGACUGAGGAUAGUGGUAACAGCGCAAGGCCAAAUUACAUGAACCUAACGCAAUCAACCAAGGCGAAGCUAAAAUCGGGUAAUAAUCCAAUGUAUAGCAGAGCUCAAAGGCAACAGUCAAUGGAUGAGUUUCAGUUUAUGAGGAGGGCUGCAGGUUUCUCUAAUGGAGAUUCUAGAAGUAUAGCUGCUUCUGACCAUUCACUCAACUUUUCUAGGCCACUUCACCUACCAACUUCCAUGGAUAAAAGCUCGGUGAGGCCGCGGUGA